GUAAAAUGUCAAAGUGAUGACGUUCCUUAUUGACAGCUACACGUCUUUGCUGUUUUGAAUGAAGUGACGAAAAAAUAUUUUGCAGUGUUUUUCAUUUUUAAGCGGCUAACAAAUAAUUCAAAAAAUGCAAAAACGAAUAUAAAACUACGUUGCCAACUAAUGCGCUAGCAAACAAAAUGUUAAACCAACAAAUGAAAUAGUUUGAGAACCACAGCAGUAAAUGUUACAACUGGGUAGGGCAGUUGACAAAAUAUCAUUAACGAAUUAGAGGAAAAAAAAUAAAAGUUAAACAAACCCAAUUAUACGUAGAAUUGCAUUGUAAGUAUUAUGGCCACAACAGAAAACGCUGCCAGUGCAACGCUAAAUAGUGUGGAUGAUGUGGCCCAAAUAACGAAAGUUGGCACACAUAUUGGUGCAACGAAACAGAUGUCAGGUGCAACAUUAACAACAAAUGUGACACGCUGUUGGGAAACAUGUUACUAUUGCCCCUGUGAAACGUUCAAAACCUCCGCUGAUUUUGUCAAGCACUUACGUGAACGACAUUGUACGCGUGAAGGUGGUUCGUAUGUUUGUCGCUAUGGCUUUAAUGGCGUGUGUCCUUCGCUGCCGUUGGAUGGUGUGUCAGAUCGUGAUUACGAUGCACAUGUCGCUAAAUAUCAUGUGAAUCAAUUGACACGUGAACUACCACCGGAAUGGUCCGUAUUUUCGGCAGCACAAAAUCUACCAGCCGUGCUCAACGAUCCAUCACGUGGUAAACAAAGUAAUCUCUUCACAAAAAAGUGGGGCGACACCUUUGUAGAGAAAACACAUAUACCACAGACGCCACGUUUGCCCGAAAUUACCUAUGCAGAUUUCGAUAAGUACAUAGCGAAAAUUGGUAAACGUUAUCGUCGUCAUGAACGCAUGUGUGCACAACAAACACCGGCCGCAUUGGCGGAACGUGAGGCUAAAACGCCAACAUCACCAACACACACCGUCAGCCUUAGCGCCAUACCGGAUAUAUUUCUCAAAGAGCAAUUGAAUUUAAAUCAUGCAGCGACCUUCGCGCUUGUAUUCCCUAGCAUUGGUGCCACAACGAGUGAGGAGAAUAAACAGUCUGGCCGCGUGUUGCAAGAGCAAUUAUCGCAUUAUCUAGAUAUUGUUGAGGUGAAAAUAGCGCAUCAAGUAUCGCAGAAAUCCGCCGCUUUCUUUCACGCCAUGACCUCACAAGACGCCAUUAUGGCUGAGAUGAAAGAAGCGGCCAGCAAUGUGCGUGAAUUGCGCGCCUCGCUGCGUACGCUACACCAAUCUGCGGUGGUGGACUCAUUUCGUGUGAUGCGUUUUGCGCAGCGUAGACAAAACUUUGAGGAAACGCUCGAUAAGCUCAGCCUCAUGGCAACGGUGCAUAAAACGCAACCAAUGCUGCAACUGCUGCUGGGCACGCAGGACUACGUGGCAGCGCUGGAUCUAAUAGGCACCACGCAAGAGAUACUAACGCAGGAGCUCAUUGGCAUACACUGUUUCAAGCAUCUACCCAUGCAGCUAAAUGAAAUGGAAAAGCUAAUUGACAAAAUGCUCACAACGGAAUUCGAGCGUUAUGCCACGGCGGAUCUCAAUCGACCGCUUUGUGAUGUGCUCAACGAAACGGAGAGCGUAUGCGCCGAGGAGGACAAACUGGUGUGUAUUGUCAUGGGUUUGCUGCGAAAAAAGAAUUUCUCUUUUGUCACGGCGUACAAGGACGAGGCGAUUGUAACCAUACGUGCCAUCAUCAAGCAGCUCGUUAUCGAGGUGAUAGCUUCCAGCGAUGCAGAACUCUGUCUGACCGGUGCCGGCGAAGAGGCACAAAGUCUCUCGAUCAGCGAAUGGAUUGCGCUGCUAAAGAAAGCCACCGUGGCGCUGCUAACGGUUUUACAACGCAUACGCGCCGUUACGGGCAUAAUGCGACAGACAACGGAUGCGGCUGCGGGCGGCGCAGUGAAUGGCGCGCAAGAGGGUGCUGUCAAUUUAAUAGACUCGGAGGCAUUUUUAACGGCAGCCGAUCAUGCAAAUGUAACGGAACGGCUGGAUGAGCUGCUGGUGGCGGUGUGCCACUAUUGUCAUGAGCGCUGUGCGAAUUUGGUAUCCACGCAAAGUUUGGAGCGCACUGUUGCCACAGCGGAUGAGAUCGAGCAGCUGACAGCGAUUGUCGAUGAGUUUAGUGCAGGUUGUGAGGACAUCUGUGGCGCACCAAGCGUGCCGCUGAAGGUCGCCGCCAAAGUGCAGGCAUCACGCUUCGCCAAUCACUUUCACACCGAACGCAAGCGCAAACUGGCUUUACUGCUCGAUUCGGAGCGUUGGCGUCAAGUCGACAUACCCAAUGAAUUCCAAAAGAUUAUCGAUCGCAUGGGCGCGCAAGAUUUCCAGCAGCCGGCAAGCAAAUCAUUCGCUGACAGCUUAGGCGCCACAUUGAACGGACACAGUAACAACAGCAGCAGCACCAAGCUGCAAGCCAAUCCCGUGCUGCUCGUCGAAGGCAAACCGUUUAGUCUAGUCAGCGCCGCGCUGUUGCUGGUGCAAAUGCUCAGCGAUUACUGUCACUGCGCCACGCGCUUACCCAUACUGGCGAGCUAUUUGUCGCGCAACGUUGUCGAUUUGCUGCGCACCUUCAACUCGCGCUCCUGCCAGCUGGUCAUUGGCGCCGGCGCUAUGCGUGUAGCCGGUCUCAAGACCAUCACCAGCACCAAUCUGGCAUUGGUGUCACGCGCACUGCAACUUGUGCUCUGGCUGCUGCCGCGCAUCAAGUCACAUUUCGCCGCAUACGAUGCGCACGCCGUCUCAGGUUUUGACUCGAUCGAAAAGGAUUUUCACAGUCACAUCAAAGAAAUCGAAAAUAAAAUCUAUGGCAUUGUCACGGAACGUGUCGCCAUGCAGCUGGAGCAAUGGGAUGCACGUCCGCCCAUACCGUCGCAAACGUUUCGCAAUAUUUCGCGACAUUUGGUGAAGUUGCACGAGGCGAUUGCGCCCAUACUGCCCGAACAGCAGAUACACACGAUCUACGGCAUUGUGCAUCGCAAUUUCAAGGAUAAGCUGAGAGAGCAAUUGCUAAAGCUGAACAUUAUCAAUAAUGGUGGGCCGCAACAUGGCGUGGUGACGUCAGAGUUGACAUUUUAUAUGGAGACAUUGCGUACGUUGAAAGCGCUGCCGCAUGCGGAGCUAAGUGAUGACAUACUGGAGCUUAUUUGGACAUUCUAAAGUGUGGUUGAACUUGCUUGGCGCAUUUCAGCUGAUUUUCUUUUUGUUGUUGCACUAAUUUAAGACAAUUGUUUUAACAUUCUUCUUAUUUUUUUUAUUUUUUGUUGUGGUAAUUUUACUCACCACUGUACUUUGGUUCACAGUUAAUGUGCAAGUUCUUCCUUCCUACAUCUUGUUCGUAUUUUAAGCUAACAUUGCCAAGUCCUCAAAGGGGUGCAGCUAGGCGCAUUGUAAUCGAAACAUGCAACAUGUUGUCAUUGUUGUUGUUGCUAACAACCAAUAAGUAUAUAAGUGCAUAUUUCCUGUAACAGGAUGAGCAUUUGUGUGUUGGGUGUUGCAUAAACUGCAGCUUUUAGUGAAAUUUUAAAAAAUCAAGCUGAAAAAAAGUAAAUUUAAUAAGUAUACACAUACAUAUUUAUGGCAUAAGUUACACCAUACAUACAUACAAUACACACGUACGUUCGUGAACAAUAAUAAUGUAUAAUGAAGUCUAAAAUGUAUAUGUUUAAAAGCCGAUAAAUUGUUAUAAAAAAUAAUUAUAAAAUAAAUAAAAGAUUACUUGUAGUAUUCGCUUGUACUUAGGCUUCUACCAACAAAUAAAUAAAUAAAUAAAUUUACAGCGCAUUAAACACUCGAAAUUUUUAUCAAACAC
This is a messenger RNA of Zeugodacus cucurbitae (melon fly), 3862 nucleotides long. RefSeq names its product vacuolar protein sorting-associated protein 54 (gene scat). Lineage: Eukaryota; Metazoa; Arthropoda; Insecta; Diptera; Tephritidae. Gene Ontology annotation, molecular function: syntaxin binding. Gene Ontology annotation, biological process: Golgi to vacuole transport; retrograde transport, endosome to Golgi. Bases 328 to 3210 code for a protein of 960 amino acids. The record is from RefSeq and is a predicted model, not a curated record. The transcript is spliced from 4 exons. Gene Ontology annotation, cellular component: GARP complex.